UUAGGCUUUGGGGAUAAAACGAGGUGCGGAGAGCGGGCUGGGGCAUUUCUCCCCGAGAUGGCGGGUCUGACGGCGGCUGCCCCGCGGCCCGGAGUCCUCCUGCUCCUGCUGUCCAUCCUCCACCCCUCUCGGCCUGGAGGGGUCCCUGGGGUCAUUCCUGGUGGAGUUCCUGGAGGAGUCUUUUAUCCAGCGCUGGGGCCUGGAGGCAAACCUCUUAAGCCAGGUCCCGGAGGGCUUGCGGGCGCUGGCCUUGGGGCAGGGCUUGGCACCUUCCCUGCAGGUACCUUUCCGGGGGCUCUGGUGCCUGGCGGAGUGGCUGACGCUGCUGCAGCCUAUAAAGCUGCUAAGGCUGGUGCUGGGCUUGGUGGUGUCCCAGGAGUUGGUGUUGGUGGCUUAGGAGUGUCUGCAGGUGCGGUGGUUCCUCAGCCUGGAGCCGGAGUGAAGCCCGGGAAAGUGCCGGGUGUGGGGCUGCCAGGUGUAUACCCAGGUGGCGUGCUCCCAGGCGCAGGAGCUCGGUUCCCCGGUGUGGGGGUGCUCCCUGGAGUUCCCACUGGAGCAGGAGUUAAGCCCAAGGCUCCAGGUGUAGGGGGAGCUUUUGCUGGAAUCCCAGGAGUUGGACCCUUUGGGGGACCGCAACCUGGAGUCCCACUGGGGUAUCCCAUCAAGGCCCCCAAGCUGCCCGGUGGCUAUGGACUGCCCUACACCACAGGGAAACUGCCCUAUGGCUAUGGGCCCGGAGGAGUGGCUGGUGCAGCGGGCAAGGCUGGUUACCCAACAGGGACAGGGGUUGGCCCCCAGGCAGCAGCAGCAGCGGCAGCUAAAGCGGCAGCAAAGUUCGGUGCUGGAGGAGCCGGAGUCCUCCCUGGUGUUGGAGGGGCCGGUGUUCCUGGUGUGCCUGGGGCAAUUCCUGGAAUCGGAGGCAUCGCAGGCGUUGGGACUCCAGCUGCAGCUGCAGCAGCAGCUGCAGCAGCCGCCGCUAAGGCAGCCAAGUAUGGAGCUGCUGCAGGCUUAGUGCCUGGUGUCCCAGGAGCUGGCGUUCCAGGUGUUGGUGUCCCAGGAGCUGGCAUUCCAGUUGUCCCAGGUGCUGGGAUCCCUGGUGUUGGGAUCCCAGGUGCUGGGAUCCCAGGUGUUGGGGUUCCAGGUGUUGUGUCACCAGAAGCAGCUGCUAAGGCAGCUGCAAAGGCAGCCAAAUACGGGGCCAGGGCCGGAGUUGGAGGCAUUCCUACUUACGGGGUUGGAGCUGGGGCCUUUCCCGGCUUUGGUGUCGGAGUCGGAGGUAUCCCCGGAGUCGCAGGUGUCCCUAGUGUCGGAGGUGUUCCGGGAGUCGGAGCUGUCCCAGGAGCUGGCAUUUCCCCCGAAGCUCAGGCAGCAGCUGCCGCCAAGGCUGCCAAGUACGGUGCUGCAGGAGCAGGAGUGCUGGGUGGGCUGGUGCCAGGUGCCCCAGGUGUAGUCCCAGGUGUGCCGGGCAUAGGAGGAGUGCCAGGAGUGGGGGCCCCAGCAGCUGCAGCUGCUAAAGCAGCCGCCAAAGCCGCCCAGUUUGGGUUAGUUCCCGGUGUUGGCGUGGCUCCUGGUGUCGGCGUGGCUCCUGGUGUCGGCGUGGCUCCUGGUGUCGGCGUGGCUCCUGGAGUUGGUGUGGCUCCUGGAGUUGGUGUGGCUCCUGGAGUUGGUGUGGCUCCUGGCGUUGGCAUUGGCCCUGCUGCAGCAAAAUCUGCUGCCAAGGCGGCUGCCAAAGCCCAGCUCCGAGCUGCAGCUGGGCUUGGUGCUGGCAUCCCUGGACUUGGAGUUGGCGUUGGCGUCCCUGGACUUGGAGUUGGUGCUGGUGUUCCUGGCUUCGGGGCAGUACCUGGAGCCCUGGCUGCCGCUAAAGCAGCCAAAUAUGGAGCAGUAGGGCCUGGGGUCCUUGGAGGGGUCGGGGCCCUCGGUGGAGUAGGCAUCCCAGGCGGUGUGGUGGGAGCCGUACCCGCUCUCCCUGCUGCCGCAGCCAAAGCUGCUGCGAAAGCCGCCCAGUUUGGCCUAGGGGGAGCCGCUGGGCUCGGAGGACUCGGAGUCGGAGGGCUUGGAGUCCCAGGUGUUGGGGUCCUUGGAGGUAUAUCUCCAGCUGCAGCCGCUAAAGCAGCUAAAUACGGUGCUGCUGGCCUUGGAGGUGUCCUAGGGGUUGCCGGGCAGUUCCCACUUGGAGGAGUGGCAGCAAGACCUGGCUUCGGAUUGUCUCCCAUUUUCCCAGGUGGGGCCUGCCUGGGAAAAGCUUGUGGCCGGAAGAGAAAAUGAGCUUCCUAGGACCCCUGACUCACGACCUCAUCAACGUUGGUGCUACUGCUUGGUGGAGAAUGUAAACCCUUUGUAACCCCAUCCCAUGCCCCUCCGACUCCCCACCCCAGGAGGGAACAGGCAGGCCGGGCGGCCUUGCAGAUCCACAGGGCAAGGAAACAAGAGGGGAGCGGCCAAGUGCCCCGACCAGGAGGCCCCCUACUUCAGAGGCAAGGGCUGUGUGGUCCUGGCCCCCCACCCUAUCCCUUCCCACCUAGGAGCUCCCCCUCCACACAGCCUCCAUCUCCAGGGGAACUUGGUGCUACACGCUGGUGCUCUUAUCUUCCUGGGGGGAGGGAGGAGGGAAGGGUGGCCCCUCGGGGAACCCCCUCCCUGGGCUCCUCUAAAGAUGGUGCAGACACUUCCUGGGCAGUCCCAGCUCCCCCUGCCCACCAGGACCCACCCUUGGCUGCCAUCCAGUUGGUACCCAAGCACCUGAAGCCUCAAAGCUGGAUUCGCGCAUAGCAUCCCUCUUCUCCUGGGUCCACUUGGCCGUUUCCUCCCCGCCAAUCGCUGUUCCCCACAUCUGGGGCGCCUUUGGUUUGGAAAACCACCCCACACUGGGAAUAGCCACCUUGCUCUUGUAGAAUCCAUCUGCCCAUCCGUCCAUUCGUCCAUCCGUCUGUCCAUCCAUGUCCCCAGUUGACCGCCUGCCACCACUAGCUGGCUGGAUGCACCCACCAUCAACCUGGUUGACCUGUCAUGGCAGCCUGUGCCCUGCCUUCACCCCCAUCCUACACUCCCCCAGGGUGUGCGGGGCUGUGCAGACUGGGGUGCCAGGCAUCUCCUCCCCACCCGGGGUGUCCCCACAUGCAGUACUGUAUACCCCCCCAUCCCUCCCUUGGUCCACUGAACUUCAGAGCAGUUCCCGUUCCUGCCCCGCCCAUCUUUUUGUGUCUCGCUGUGAUAGAUCAAUAAAUAUUUUAUUUUUUGUCCUGGA
Molecule: messenger RNA, 3247 nt
Organism: Nomascus leucogenys (northern white-cheeked gibbon)
Lineage: Eukaryota; Metazoa; Chordata; Mammalia; Primates; Hylobatidae
Gene: ELN
Product: elastin
Exons: 33
Coding region: 58-2268 (736 amino acids)
Molecular function (GO): extracellular matrix structural constituent; transferase activity
Source: RefSeq, a predicted model, not a curated record